Messenger RNA from Caenorhabditis angaria, 2101 nucleotides. The record is from the annotation of a GenBank genome assembly. NCBI's taxonomy places the organism in Eukaryota, Metazoa, Nematoda, Chromadorea, Rhabditida, Rhabditidae.
AUGCUAUUUUUAUUUUUCUUGCUCAUUUUUAAAGAUGGUGUUGAUUCGAUGCAAUUGGAUAUGGUGAAGUUAAUUGAAGAGUAAGUCAAUUUUCAAAAUGAUUAGAAAAAUACUUAUUUCAGAAAUAUUGAUGAUACAAUUGAUCCAUGUGACGAUUUCUAUCGACAUGCUUGUAGAAAAGAUCAAUCGAGGGGAUCAACAUUCUUCUAUGUAAUACAGCGUAGUUUCUGGAAAGAAAUGAAUGAUUUGAUGAGAAGUGGAAAAAACGAAGAUUUAUUCCGAAAAAUAGAAAAACUAGAAGUACGUUUUGAUUCUGAACAAAUUCUAAAAUCAUAUGUUUAGAAUCUUAUAUCAUCGCUGAAAUCAGAUUCAUUUGAUGAUACAUCAGCUGUAAGAUUUGAAUAUAUGGAAAAAUGUAUCAAUAAUAAAACAAGAGCAAGAGAAAUGUUAUUGGAAUUGAAUAAAUUGAUUUACAAUAAUGAAAAUGGAGAUUGUUGUUUCACAAACAUCGAUUUUGAUACGAACUGUGAAAGAUCUGCGACUAACCUAGUGAAUGGAUUGAAAGAACACCUUGUUAAUGGCCUAGAAAUGGUAGGGAAAUAAUUUUUUUUUUCAAUUCUGAACAAGAUAUUUUUCAGGAAGCCAGGGAAAAUUGGAAAAACUUUUUAGGUUAUUUGAAUAAUUUCAAAGCAUAUUUAUGGCUUCAAGCCAAUAAUGACCUUGUUAUACGAUCACGCGAGAUGUUCACAAUGUUGAGAGAUGACUUUAUGGAAUCUGUAGAGGUUGGUUUAUAUUUUUAAAAAAAGGUUUUCAAAUAAUUGUUUUCUAGCAAACGCCAUGGUUGAUAAAUUCCGAUUCAGUUAAAGCUGUAAUUGAGAUAUCAAAUCAGUUGAAAUUAGUUGAUACCGAAUUGGUUAUUGAUUUCAAUCAAAAUCAAGUUGAUGCUUCAAUUCAAGAGUAUAAUGACUGUCAUCUGUUAGUUUAUCGGACUAAAAUUGAAAGAAAUAUGUAACAUUUUGAUUUGAAUUCCAGUUUUACUUCUGAAACUGCCAGAAAGUAUUGCUAUGCAACAAUAAAAGUUCCGGAAACUGACGAGAAUUGGAAUUCGAUUAAUGCGUUCAACUUUCAUCCAUAUUUGAGCUUGAAUAAUCCAUUCAUUGCUAUUUUAUCGUCAAAUUCAACACCAGCAAUAGAAGUGAGUUGGAGAAUAGAUUUUUAGAGUUCUGAAAGAUUUUUCCGAAUGUGAAAUUCUACCAAAACUACUUUUGAAGCCUUUGCGAGACUCCAAACAACUUUUGAAGUUUCAAAAAAUCCAAAAAGUGAAUUUUAAACUUCCAAUACUCCAAAAAAUUUCUACCAAUCCUUACACUGAUAAUAAGAUUCAAAAAUUUAUAGUAUGGAUCAGUUGGAUAUGUACUAGGUCAUGAAUUCGGACACACUCUCAUCAAAACUAAAAGCGAUCAUAUGUUCAUCCCAUAUUUUUCGGAGCAGGUUAAAACUUGUGUUCAAAAUCAAUUCAACAAAAGUUGUAGCUUUUUCAAAGAGGUUUGUGAGAAACUUACAUAAAAAACAAAAUUUUCAUGUUAACUGUUCUAGGGUUUGUGUCACACAGGUGAUUAUCAAUUUGACGAGAAUGGCGCCGAUAUUUUCGGAGGACAAUUGGUUUAUGAAGCUUUCAAAAAAAGACACUCGUGUUCAGUUAACGUAUGUUUGAAAUGUUCAUAAUAAAAAUCGCGUGGAUUGUUUUUUUUAUUAUAGAAAUCAAUUCGUGGAUAUGAAUAUUGUUGGACGCCUGCCAAAUUAUUUUUCUACUCCAUGGCAGCAGUAGAUUGUCAUGUAAGCGUUUUGUUUUUUCACACAUUAGCAAUUUGAAAUUGUCAAGUAAGAAAGUUGUUCAAACUAAAACUAUUUGAAAACUUGAUGACAAAUAAAUUACAAAUUACAGAGAGAAGAUAGUGUGAGUUGGAUGGACGAUCCACAUCAUGCUCCAAAAAUAAGAGUGAAUGCAGUUCUCGCACAGAUUCCGGACUUUGCUGAAGUUUUUCAAUGUGAUGCAAAAAGUAAUAUGAUGCAAUCUAGAAGUGUCAGUUUUAUUUGUUGA